Messenger RNA from Spirodela intermedia, 856 nucleotides. The record is from the annotation of a GenBank genome assembly. Lineage: Eukaryota; Viridiplantae; Streptophyta; Magnoliopsida; Alismatales; Araceae.
AUGAACGGGACAGAAGCAAACAACAACAGCGCCACACAAGCACUGCCCCACCAACUGGCGGGGAAGAGGAAACACAUUGCCGAGAAAUUACCAAAACAGGGGCCGGAGGGGGAAGUGUGGUGACUUCAGAUUCAUGGAGGUGAAUCUGGAGGGGGAUGGCCCCCUCCCAAACGUACUUCACGGCCUCCUCUGAGCAUAUCUCCAUCGGGCAAGGCACGCAGAAUCGUGAUCCCGAUGCUUCGCGCACCUCGCCGCGAUCUCUGCUGAACGAAGGCAGAUCUCCCUCCACCUAGCGAUGGCGGAGGGGGGGAAAGAAGAAGACUCUCGAACAACCCCCACUAAAGAGCGUGCACGCCAGUCGAUCUCCUCUUUCGAUCUAAGGCGUGUACUACGUCUCCCACAAUUUGAUCCAACGGUCCUCGUCUCUCCAUAGCUGGAGAUUAACGGGCUUGACGGAUAUUUAAUUUUUUUAACAAUAUUUAAUACUAAAAAUGGCCGUAUAGUCGCCUGCAGGCAAUGCGAAUGUUAACGGGCUUAACGGACGCGAUGCCACGUCAUCGAUCCUUGUCUCAGGCUGCAUAGAAAUCACUGCCGUUGAUUGGGAAUCCUAGGGUAAAGGAUGAUGCUACUCUGAACCGGGCCAUCGAAUGGCCGGCUUGCUCGCAGAGGCGGGGUAAAGCGCAUCAAUGGCCUCAUCUACGAGGAAACGCGCGGCGUCCUGAAGAUAUUCCUGGAGAAUAUCAUCCGUGACGCUGUCACCUACACUGAGCACGCGCGGCGGAAGACGGUCACGGCUAUGGAUGUGGUGUAUGCUCUCAAGAGGCAGGGCAGGACCCUGUACGGUUUCGGUGGCUGA